AUGUCAGACUCUGGAGAUUCCGUAAAGAUGGAGCAGAAGAGAGAAUAUAAUAGAAACGCACAACGCUUGUUUCGUCAACGUCGAAAAGAACAUCUCAAAAACUUAGAACGUGCAGAACAAGAACGCGCGUCCAACCAUGCCGAAGAGGUAGAACGGUUACGACAAGAAAUAAGCGAACUCCGUUCUGAGAACGACCAUCUUCACGUCUCUCUCUCCCCUUCACGACAACUCUCAGCUACCCCCUCCGUGGCAGCCAUCACAUCAAGUCCGCAGUCUCAAUCUACCAGCCCUUUCCCUACGACCCUCGACCUCUAUGAUCCUGGAUAUGGAGCGAUAGUCGGCGACAGCCUCCCCACUGUGUCGCACGACGUGACACCAUCAAAUGCAUCCGAGCUAGACACUUCCCCCUUCUGCCUCUUAUUUCCGUACGACAUCGCCACGCUGCGGCGCGAAUUGCACGAGCAACUGGCUGCAGUACUAGAUAUGAAUGUACUAAGCCAUCCACAACUCCACCUAUCAACGCUGGCAGCUAUCGGCCCAUCGCUGCCUCCACCCUUGCGGCCAACGUUGCUACAACUCCAGACUCCACACCACGCCUACAUAGAUCUAAUCCCGUCACCAACGCUCCGGGACCUGUUAAUCCAAACCGGGUUCGAGACUGCGAACGCCUUUCUGACGGAAGUCUGCACGUUUGUCUACGAAACUGAGGAUUUGGGCCAGCUGACCAUCUGGGGCCAGGACUAUCUCAACGAGAUGUCGUGGGAGUUCUCGGAAGCAGUGCUCAAAGCAUGGCCCGGCUUGCUGACGGCAGAGUGGCGAGUUAGGGCCAAUUUCUGGCGGAGGCAAAGAAAUCAGGCGCUGAUUGAAUUAGACUGA
This is a messenger RNA of Talaromyces proteolyticus, 876 nucleotides long. RefSeq lists its product as uncharacterized. The coding region runs from base 1 to 876 and encodes 291 amino acids. Gene Ontology annotation, biological process: regulation of DNA-templated transcription. Lineage: Eukaryota; Fungi; Ascomycota; Eurotiomycetes; Eurotiales; Trichocomaceae. The record is from RefSeq and is a predicted model, not a curated record. The transcript has 2 exons. Gene Ontology annotation, molecular function: DNA-binding transcription factor activity.